This is a messenger RNA of Alternaria arborescens, 1992 nucleotides long. RefSeq lists its product as hypothetical. The transcript is spliced from 2 exons. The record is from RefSeq and is a predicted model, not a curated record. Bases 1 to 1992 code for a protein of 663 amino acids. Lineage: Eukaryota; Fungi; Ascomycota; Dothideomycetes; Pleosporales; Pleosporaceae.
AUGGCAUCGCAUCAUACGCAGCAAAAGUUCGAUGCACAGUCAGUAAAGGGUAUCGAAGAACGUUUUCCACAAAUUGUGGGAUGGAUGGUAGAGUUUCUCACUUUCCAAAAACUACAUAACAUCCUUACAACCAACCGUGGAAAAGACAAAAUAAACAUAGGGCUUAUCAGAGGUCCCGAUCAUGUCACCGUAGAUGGCGGAUUCAUCAUUGAUCCACCACUAGACUUUCCCUAUGAUGAUUCGACAUCAGCGUUACGUUGGGCCGAGAAACGUGCAGAACAUCCCGGAUUAGAGUCGCUCCAGAUAUAUCGAUUUGAUGCAAAGAUGGGCACUGGUUCCCCAAAGCCCGGCCAAUGGGCUCCAUUCUUCAUAGUAACAGUCCCCCAAUUUCCAAGCUAUCUCUGUAUCGUACCGAUACGCUGCUGGGUCAACCUGCACAACGUCAACAGGCGACGUAUCAGGGCUGGCCUGAAUCAUCUAGGACCUUCUUUGCGUACCAAUCAGGAGAUUGUGUUCAGUGAUCUUUUGGCACCCUUCGCAGUACAUGAAAGCGAGCUAUACAACGCGCUUACCCGUAUUGUGCAUGCUUCACGUAACAGGACGACUUACAUCAACCCAACUAACGAAGUUGAAUUUCACGGCUGGUGUAUACCCAAACCAGACACGACAACGCACAACCUCCUUGAAGUUCGUGAGAGGUCACAGCAUACAUCAAGAGUUGCUAUUAAUCGCCUGUUAGAGUUUGUGGAAAAAGCAUCCGACAUGUCUAUCGCAUUCAAUCCUGUGGGACCGCUGGUGUGUGACAUGUUUCUUAUCGACCAUUUGGAAAACAAAUGUUACAACGUAGAGCACAAACAUCUUGUACGAAAGCGAAGAGAUGACAUGGAAUUCGACCCGGGAUGGAACAAUGCCAAACUCAACUGGCACUUUCUCUUUCACCAAUGCGGAGACGAGUUAACCAUCUACACUCGACUUGAUGAAAACAAUUAUGAUUCGAACGUUGCCAACUCUCACACGAUCAACAUGGCGGCGCCUGGUAGCGAUUUGCAAUUCAUCAACACUAUCAGAGCCAACGGUAGUGUGGCAAAGUCUAGGCUUCGUGAAAAGUGGAGGGAUGCUGCCCACUACGAUGCCACGAUCGCAACGAACAGCAUGUACGGCGAAGAUGCUGGAGGUUCUGAUGACUCUAUCGCUAGCUACCACGCACACCAGAUGGAAGUAGCUCAGGCUGGUCUCUUGUUUCGCGACAAGAUCAAUGAGCAAUGUUGCAAACUACGUUACCACGCCUGUAUCCUUCUUCACAACCAUCCGUGCGCCAACGCAGUAAUAGUCGAACACGCCUGGCUCCCUGAUGAAGAAGAGAUGUACAGAACUAGUGGCAUACUCCCAGUAUCAUUGGUAAUCAACACUGGGACUAAGAGGUGUAUUGCCGUGAGAUUUCUCCCUCAUCGUGCGCCCGCGGAGUCAAUAUCAGCUGAUGAGAUGUCAAUGUCACGACUCUUUGAGCCUGCUAUGAAUACCAGCUGGGAUGUUCCUGCUUGCACAACCCAAGACUUCGUCUAUGUCGCAACAACCGGCCACAUUCCCGUUUUGGGCCAGAUAUCUUCAGCUUGCUUAGACACAGCUAUUCUUCUUCCCUCUACCGAAACAACUAUCCUGCCUGAUUCAAGAACUUGUGAGAAGUGCGAUGGGAGGCAUCUACCAAGAGAAUGGACAUAUGUUCAGCCCAGAGUCCUCGGUUCAGAUGUCCAACGAAGCCAGCAGUGGUCAUUGCUCGACUACCCCUUCCUGAAGGAUAGCGCGGAGCCUCUAAACAAGGUUUACAACUUUGAUGACGGUUCAGUACACCAAUACUUUUGCGAAACCUUUACGCAAAAUGACAGAAGGUUGAUUACUACUCUUCGUGGACCAAAGGGUCUUCUACAACGGCAAUGGAAUCAUGGAGACCUAAGACUAGCACACGACUUAUCCCUCCAUCCUACGUACCAGUGA